This is a messenger RNA of Fusarium odoratissimum NRRL 54006, 1596 nucleotides long. RefSeq lists its product as uncharacterized. The transcript has 2 exons. Bases 467 to 1306 code for a protein of 279 amino acids. NCBI's taxonomy places the organism in Eukaryota, Fungi, Ascomycota, Sordariomycetes, Hypocreales, Nectriaceae. The record is from RefSeq and is a predicted model, not a curated record.
AGCUCCAUAUAAGUGACGACGUGUCAGAGGACCCCUGAUCCAGGGAUAUUUUUGGCGGGUACCGAAUCAUGCACAACUUGUCUGUCUCCCACAUACCGUCGGCUGCCUUUGCCGUGGUCUGGCAGUCACCGUUUAUAACGGAGCCCUGAGAGUCUUUUUAUGCAUGCAUGCAUAUGAUCCGAGGCUCAAGCUGAAAGUCUAACAUGCAUAGCCACAAACUCAGCUCACAGCCACAUUCUACCUACCUUACGCAAUACGCUGAUAUCACUGCAGUAGGACCUCAACCUCUUGGCUUUUAUACAAAACCUGUUCACUUUCGCUGACCUUGUCCUCUGGACUUCUUCAAUCACUAUACUCAACCUCGUAGAAAUUCUAUAAAUCCACGAUACGAGCUGCUAAUAUCUUUUCUUGCGACGACUGACUAUUAGCUACUUUACUGACGACGUCAUCGCAUUUACUUGUGAAAAUGAAUCCCUCUGAUGUUCCAGAUGAACCUCCGCCUUCAUACGCUGAGAGCCAGAACCAGCAUAAGAAGCUCCCGGCACAACCACCGCCUGCAGCUGCAGCUCCACAGCCAAAAGCAUCAUCAUCAGCAUCACAAGCUCCUCCUCCUCCAACUGCCGGCCCCAGCCAACCAUCGGCUGUUCCACGCCAAUUCCCACCGGCGUUCAAUCUCUACUAUCAAGGAUGGCCCAAUAAUUCCUAUACACUUGCUGAACAUCAAAACCACCCUCUCUAUCUCUACUCCGCACAUUCCGGCCUGAGUGAUCUACCGCCAAUUCUUUUACACUCUGGUCCAGACCCGUCAUAUUCACCUCUGGCUUCUGCAAGAUUCAUGUUCAUGAGUGCUAGUUUCGAAGUCGAAUUGCCUCCAGUGCCAGGCUCGGGAGCUCCAUUGGCACGCGAAGUAGUUGAACCAGUAGGUUCACACAGUGGUCUCGGUACAGGCUAUAGCUUUGCUAUUGAAGUCGGACCAGGAGGCAACGGACCACGGGAGAGAUUCGAGUGGAGGCGCUCACGUGGAGAUGUCAUAGCAAGCUUGGGUGGUCAUUAUUAUGGCUGGAAGCUUGUGCGUAUGAGCCGUGGUGCUCCUGGAGGAGGAAAUAUGGCGUUUGCGCCAGGCGGCUUUGAAGAUAGCCGAGGAAACGAAGUUGUUGCAGCUUGGACGAUGGGCGAUGGAAGAAGUUUGACAAAGGUUGCGCAUUUUCGAUUUAUGGGAACGGGCUUGACAGGACUUCUUGGAGAGAGAUGGGCUAUUAUGGUGGUGAUAACAGGGCUGGCCUUAUUUCACAGAGACCGAAGAUGACAGUCUUGACUCUUCUCGAAAAGGCACGACUUAUAUCUCGGUCUUGAUUUAUGUACCAUAUACCCUCUCUAGGCAAUACUAAUAUUUUAAUAUGAGCUACAGGCAUUUUCGCACUCUACCCGUUGUGAUGGGAUUGCUAUUCGGUGUUGUAUGAUGCUCCUGAGGUGUAACUACACUUUAUGGAGAAUGUGUCUGUAGAUUCUUUGUGAUCAAUAUGGUGAUAGAACAAAGGAGUAUCGCCAAAAGGAGACCCGCCGAGCGGAAUCGUAUUUAUAAUGAGGUCGUUCAAA